AUGACAAGGUUUAUUGGCUGCAUAGAUCUACACAAUGGGGAAGUUAAACAAAUCGUCGGUGGUACGCUGACUAGCAAAGAGGAGGACGUUCCAAAAACGAAUUUUGUAUCACAACAGCCCUCUUCGUAUUACGCUAAACUUUAUAAAGAUUACAACGUUCAAGGAUGCCAUGUUAUCAAGCUGGGGCCCAACAAUGACGACGCUGCACGCGAGGCCCUCCAAGAAUCACCACGGUUUCUACAAGUGGGCGGAGGAAUUAACGAUGCCAACUGUUUGGAGUGGCUACAAUAUGCGAGUAAAGUGAUUGUCACUAGCUGGCUAUUUACAAAAGAGGGCCAUUUUCAAUUUAAGCGAUUGGAAGCGUUGACAGAGCUAUGCGGGAAGGACCGCAUUGUUGUGGAUUUAAGUUGUAGGAAAACGCAAGAUGGCCAUUGGAUUGUCGCUAUGAACAAAUGGCAAACUCUAACUGAUCUGGAGCUCAAUGCGAAAACGUUCGAAGAACUGAGGGAGUAUACGAACGAGUUUCUGAUUCACGCUGCUGACGUUGAAGGUUUGUGUGGUGGUAUUGAUGAACAAUUGGUCUCUAAAUUAUAUGAGUGGACCAAGAAUUAUGACGACUUGAAAAUCGUCUAUGCCGGUGGGGCCAAAAGUAUUGAUGAUUUGAAAUUGGUCGAUGAACUAAGUCAUGGCAAGGUGGAUUUGACAUUUGGUAGUUCUCUGGAUAUAUUUGGCGGCAAUUUGGUCAAAUUUGAGGAUUGCUGUAAAUGGAAUGAAGCGCAAAGUUAG
Messenger RNA from Saccharomyces kudriavzevii IFO 1802, 786 nucleotides. It is a transcript of the gene HIS6, whose product is annotated as 1-(5-phosphoribosyl)-5- ((5-phosphoribosylamino)methylideneamino)imidazole-4-carboxamide isomerase HIS6. Gene Ontology annotation, molecular function: 1-(5-phosphoribosyl)-5-[(5-phosphoribosylamino)methylideneamino]imidazole-4-carboxamide isomerase activity. The record is from RefSeq and is a predicted model, not a curated record. Gene Ontology annotation, cellular component: cytoplasm. Lineage: Eukaryota; Fungi; Ascomycota; Saccharomycetes; Saccharomycetales; Saccharomycetaceae. Gene Ontology annotation, biological process: L-histidine biosynthetic process; L-tryptophan biosynthetic process. The transcript has a single exon. Bases 1 to 786 code for a protein of 261 amino acids.